Molecule: messenger RNA, 588 nt
Organism: Cydia fagiglandana
Lineage: Eukaryota; Metazoa; Arthropoda; Insecta; Lepidoptera; Tortricidae
Gene: CPR128
Product: cuticle protein 19-like
Exons: 4
Coding region: 1-405 (134 amino acids)
Cellular component (GO): extracellular matrix
Source: RefSeq, a predicted model, not a curated record
AUGGCCUUCAAGUUAACAAUCGUAGCCCUGGCGCUGGUGGCGUCCGCGCACUGUCGGAUGUUCACAUACGUCCGGCCCUCUGAAUCCAAGUCCGCGUCCGUCCAACGCGCCCAGCCUCGCCUCGGCUUCGAGCACCACGUCUCCGAGGACGAACACGUCGACUAUUAUGCGUAUCCAAAAUAUGUCUUCAAAUAUGGGGUGAAUGACUUCCACACUGGUGAUAUCAAAACUCAUCACGAGAGCCGCGAUGGUGACGUAGUCAAAGGGCAAUACACAGUGGUAGAGCCGGACGGUUCCCUGCGCACUGUGGACUACACGGCGGACAAGCACAACGGGUUCAACGCGGUCGUGCACAAGACCGCGCCCAUCUCCCAGCACGAUGCCGCCCUACUACACCAUCACUAGUGCUAGUGCUAGAUUAGUUCAUAGCUUACUUGUGUCAACGCAGGGAGAAAAAUAGUUGAUUGAGAAUUGACUGAACUGUUCUACAAAUUCGUUAUUUUCUAAUUAUGCCAUUGCUGAGUGGGUAAGUGCAUGUGGCACAGAUUUAAGGCCUGUCUAGACGGGGACAAGUUUUCGCCAAUCUGA